GGGGGUUUUCUGCCUCGUCCUGUAGGGAGAUUUUGGGGAUUCAGUGGGGUUGGAGUUAAGGGAGAGGUGGCUGCGGUGCCCCGGGGUUGAUCUGGAUGCCACAAGCAGGGAUGCUCUGUGCCCAGAGCUGCUCGCUUGUAACAGCUGUGGGUUGAUCUCAGUGGGUUUCUUUAUGUGUAAUGGGGGUGUUGGGGCUGUAAAGGCGUUGGGGUGUCAACAUCUCAAUCCUAGAGUCAGUGCUGAGGGGGACACGCAGCCAUUUGCCUGGGCAGUGAUGGAGUCCCCAUCCCCAGAACCACAGAGAUGUGGCACUGAGGGAUGUGGUCAUUGGGUACAGUGGGCUGUGGGCAUCUGAGAGGUCUUUUCCAGCCUUAAUGAUUCUGUGAGGCAGUAACAGCGACCUGGAAGUGGGCGUGUGUGCUGUAAUGGGUGUGUGUGCAAUGCACGUGGGGGUCUUCAGCAGUGAGAGGUGGUGGAAGUGGUUAAAUGGGCCCUCAGUCAUCAUCAGUGGGAAUCAGAGAGGGUUCCCAGCAGUGGACUUCUGGCUUUUGUCAUCUUUUGUUGUUGUUUUUGGGUUUUGCUUUUAAGCUGGUGGGCCUACUAUUAUGGUAUUUAAAAUUUAAAGGGGGGGGGAAGGGGAAUAGGAGAAGAAAAAGCAAACAGGCCUUGGUUUUAUAGACCCUACAGAUGCAUCCGGCACCAAACUGAUCCCAGAUGCAGCUCCGCUGUCAAUAGCGUUACACGAGGGAUCAAUCCCAUUCAUUGUUUCAUGUGGCCUCUCCAGCAUCAUCAGCUAAUUAAAGCUAAUGGUUCCCAGAGCAGCACUGACAGCGGCUGAUGCUAUCGGUGCACAGCCGGGGCGGUUUGUUGGGGCACUGCAGGGCUGCAUCCUGCUCAAAGCCUGCGCUGAUUUCUGUGGUCAGUGGCAGAUGCCAUUGGGCAAACAUUGCUGUGCUCGUCUUGGCUCUGUGGUGGAUGGUCCAAGGCUGCUGGUCUGUGGGGGACCCGAUGGCUCCCUGUGCUGAUGUCUGAAGGAAACUCUGUUUUUUUGGGUGUUUAAAAAAAAAAACAACAUAUCCCACUCUUGCUCCAGGAUGAAAUAUCACCCUGGGUGGCUCUUCUGUUUGCUGGCAAAAUCAGGAGCCGCGUGGCUCGGCAUAUGGAUGCCUCCAUCCCAUCCCUGCAGGGCUCUGUGCAUCACCAAUGGGUGCAUAGCCACCUCCAGGAGUGGGACCCUGGGGUCACUCCUCCUUUGGCUGCUGCCCCGCUGCCUGCGUGGCAGUGGAUGGGCAAACACAGCAUGGCUGGUUUCACUGGGACCUUGGACUCUGCCCUCCUGGAGGCUGAGUGGAAAUCAAGCAUGCUAAAAUUAGCUGCUCCCGUCCCUACAAGGCAGGAACCGGCCAGGGGAAUCCUCGGGGUGUUGCAACCCCUGCCUCUUCGGUGUUGCAAUCUGCCUCAUUGGUUUCUGCUGUCUCCCUGCGGCUCUGUUGGACCAGGUAGUGUCACCUGGCAGAGAGAGCUGGCACUGGAGGUCCUUGUGUGAGGAGAGUUGGUGAUGGCAUCCCUUGGAUCUCCCCUCCUGUCCCUGGUGGAAUGGAGUGGUGCUUGUAAAGAUGCUCCCUCAAAACUGUAUGGGUGGAAGGAUGCUCCUGGCCCCGAAGCCUUUGGGGUUUUGCACACUGUUCUCCUCUUGUUGCUCAGCUCUGGGCUGUGUGGGUGCUGUUCCUGAGCCCGGGGGCUCAGAUACCCCCAUGCUCCCCCCCUCAGCUCAGCUGGGGGGGGCAAAGUCCAGGCUGGCCAAAGGGCAGGGGAAUAGGGACAGGCUUACAGCACCCUGCUCAGUAAAGCAAGUUGAUAAUUAAAUCCUGCGGCUUUUAUAUGAAUUCCAGGGCAUUUUCCUUGGGCUGGGGCCAUCUGCGCCGUGCACCCCACCCGCUCACUCCUCUCCCAUUUGCUCUGUGCAGCUCAGGGUUUUUGCUGUGCUACUGGGUGAGCACAGUGCUGCAGGGAGCUGCUUUUAAAGGGGUUUGUGAGGCAUAUGGGAGACAGAACUCCUGGGGCUGCAGGUGGGUCAGGCGCUGUCAUCAUCCUGGCUCCAUUGGGUAACUCUGUGCUGUGCUGACCUGCUCAGCUCUUCCCUGUCAUGAGUGGCUCAGCUGUUAUUUGGCAGUCUGUGAACAGAGGUGCUGGGAAUCUUUGACCUGAGCCUCUUGAAAGAUGAGUGUUUGUGUGACUGUUGGUGGUAAGGACAGGAAGGGAAACUCCUCUGUUUGGUGAAGCAGGACUGGUGCUCUCUUACUGUCAUUGGGUCUUUUUGGGUCUAAAUGGUGAUAAGAAGCGAAAAAGAUCAAACUGGAGGGGCUGCAUGUCGCAGUGGGCAGCCCUUCCCCAGCUCGAGGCUGGUGGUGUUCCCACUUUGCAGCAGUGUCCCAAAGCACUGCAGAGAAUCCCCAAAGUUACGGUGCCCUUUGGGGUGUGCUUGGAUCCCCCUUUGCCUGGGCUGUUCAUGGGAUCCAGGGCUGUAUUUCCAAAAGAUGUCCAACUGGACAUCCCAGACACCUUUUUGUCCAUGGAUGUCCUCCUAGUGGGUCUGCAGUGGGGCUGUAGGCAUUUCUUUAAGCCGAUGGCUGCAUCCCACAUCCUGGAGGAUGCUCCAGCACCGGGGGGCAUUGCCUUGUGGAGCUUUGCUUGGGCACAUGGGGAGUAACAGCAAUCUCUGGCUGGCACAGCGUUGCCCAGCGUCCAUCCUUUAGGACUCACCCUUGGCUUUGGACUGUGCACUCCCCUCUAUCCAUCCAGGGCUUACAGCGAGAACAGACCCAACACAGUCUCCUUCCUCCCUCCCUAUUUAUCCCCCCCUCCUGCACCUGCUCGCAUUGGGUGACUCUUAACCACGGUGUUCCCGCUGAGCACGAUGAGAAGAUUUGAGCACUUAUUUGAACUGCAGACUCAAAGGAAGCGGCAGCAGAGCUCCCCAGAGCUGUUAGCAGCUGACAUCUGGGCGCGCAGCCGAGCUCUGGUGUCAGCGAGACGUGCGGUUGAAAGAAGAGGAGGUGGGAAGCCCAAGACACCUGCAAUUUGGUUAAUAAAUAUUUAUUCGGAGGUGACAAAUACUCUUCUGGAUAGAACAGAGUUAGCAGAGGGAUUGCGAGGGAGUGACAGGGCGUGCUUUUAGAGGAAGGUUUGCAGCGGGGAUGUUGAAACGAGCAGGUGAUGUCGAAACCUGGGUUUGUUUCCCAGCGUGUGAUGUUGGGGUGCAGGCAGAUGUCCCACCCCACUGAGCCCCUGCCUGGGGAGAGCAUCCCCAUGCGGUCCUUCUGUGGGUCCCUCUCAUGGGCAAGGUGUGAAGGGGUGGGCUGAUGUGUGGGCCCUGCCCAUUUUGGGGUGAAGCCUCAAUGCCAGCCCUCGGGGAUGCUCUGAGCGCAAGGAGCCAUCCCUGCCCCACUGCUGCCUGCUUUACCUUUGCUGGCUCAGUGAUGCUUAACCUCAGCAAACACCUGGCCCCAAGCAGGGGAGCAGUUUUGCCUCCCCAAGAGCAAUGCAGCUCAUGUGAGAGCAGAGCGGAGGGGCCGCAGUGGUGCUCUGGUGGGGGUCUGGGUUGGUGACAGUAGGACUGGUGGUGAGCCCCUGACCUGGGAGGUUGGUGAUAGAACCACUGGCAUCCGUUUGAGAUUAGCGAGAGAAAGCUCGGUGCCCAUCUCGCCCAGCAUGUAACUUUAAUGCGGAGAUAAUGAGCAGUGAUAUUUAUUUGUAAAAGAUCUGGAGAUAUCACUGCCCGGAGAGCAGCCAGGAGCUGUCAGAGUCCAGCCUGGCCCCGCAGCUGCUGUGUGGGGCUGUAACCCAAGCGCCGUGCUCCGAUCGCUUUUCAUGCUCCAGCUCUGCUAUCCCGGCAGGGCAUGCAGUCCUGUGGCUGAGAUUUGCUGGAGCUGAUGGUGGUUGGGCUACGGCAGCAAGGGGAACACCCUGGGUCCCCAAUCCUAACUCCUGGGAUUGACAAGGCUCCUUCUGGUCCCCUCCUGGAGGGGUCGGCAUGAGGGAUGCUUGCACAGAGAUGCCCUCGUGUUGUGUAACGGCGGGCUUAGGUGGGGUAUGGCAGGUGGGUGUCCCGUCCUUAUUAAGCCAUCCCCUGGGUAAUUACUAGGUUAAGGCCUGAUGGGAUAAUGCUUCAUUAUUUUUGUGCUGUGGAGGGAUUAGGAGCAGCAGGGAUUUCUUGGAGCUUUAUCUCUGCUAAGGCCCUGGGCUGCGGUGGCUCCUUGCACCCUUCCCAGCUCAGCAGUGCUGAAUGCUGGCGCAGCAUGAUGACUCUGUGCAUUUCUCUUACAUGCUGCGAGCCAGAGGGAGGAGAAGUGUCAUGUGAAAAUAAACAGGGAGGUGGGUGGCAGAGGGCUUCCCAGGUGGCUUCUCCCAUCAUUUGUGGGCAAGGCGAUGUGGAGCUGUUAGCGUGGCCUUCAAGGGUUGCUUGCUGAGUGUUGCCUCCUGGCAUGGGGAGCAAGGGAAAGCAUGUCUGGUCCAUCACUCCAUCCCUAUAGCUCCAGGGCUGCUUGCACCCUUCCCCAUAGCCUGGCUGGCUGCUGGUGGGCCUGGCGUUCAGCACCCUGUGCGUGUCCUAGAGAUGCUCCUGGGGUGGAUUUGGAUGGCAGGAAGGGAGUGAAAUGCACUUGGCAGGCCCCAAGCUGAGGGCUGGAGCUGGCACAGCACGGGGAGCAGGCAGGCUGGCGGUGGGCCAGGCUGUGCACUUGAUCCAAACACAGCUGGAGCUGAUCUGAUGAAGUGAGAGGUUAAGAAGAGAGCAUCUGUUAUCUAAAGGGGACACACAGUGGGAAACUGUAAGCUCUUUAUUCCCCUCCCCAACCCUACCCCCUCUGUUCAGUGCAUCAUCCCUGACUUUAUUUCUUUGAUUUAUUAAGGAAGCCUAUGCUUCCGGGGCUGUAAUUAAGUGCCACUGUGCAAGCUUUUGUUAACCAGCGGGUGAUACAGUAGCUCACACAUUUGCUGGCUGCUUGAGAGCUCUAGGACCAAGGUAACAGGAGAGACCCUCCCUCCUGCAGGGGUUGUGCACAGGGAUGGGAUGGUUCAGCCCUGCUGCGUGUGCCAGCAGGUGAGAACGUGUUGGUCUGCACCUCCUGCCUGGACGUGGAGCUCCCUGAUGGGGCUGUCAUCUCCAGGCAGGUGGUCACAGUUUCCAUUGACAUCCCACCGGUGUUAUGGUGAUGCUCAGGGAAAGGUCCUCACUGCCUCUCCAGGCUGGGAACAUUGGGCAGAUGGCUUUGGUUUGCAUGGCCAUUGGGUGCUGUGGUGCUGUUGGGGCACCCUGCUGCACCCCUGCCCUUCCCAGGGCUCCGUUCUACCUCGGUCAGCCCUGAGACCCUCUGUGCUGGGCUGUGCUGCUCUGACAUCAACCACCCAGGCAAGCUUUCAGGAAGAUACAGUUCUCUUCCUGCUCUACAGACCGUGUUUUAUACAUAAAUGGGAUUAUUGCAAAUAAUAAUGCCUCCCAACUGGUAGUUGGAGAUGCUCGGAGCUCCAGCACUGCAUCCCCCAGCGAGGCAGAGAGGAGGAGGAGGAGGGGUGACCACUCCACCUGUAAAUGAAAUAAAAAGUGAUGGAGAUCACGCACUGCUUAAUGAACUGAACCAUCCAACCUCCCGCCGAGCGCCAGCGCUGUUUAUAAACUACAGAAAGGGCUUUAUUUUAAUGGGCAGUAAAUCUCAUUCAUCCCAGCGCUGGCAGUCACGAGCACAUGGGAUUAAUGGGAUCGCGGAGAGGGGCUCCGUGCCUCCUCGCCCCGCUCCCUGUUGCCCUCCUUUGCCCACAGUGGCUGUUCUCCCCCCUUCCUCCUCUCCUUAAUCCCCCCCCCACCCCCAUGCUGAUAACUGGGGUUAUCUGGCCAGGAAGAACGGAGGGCUCUGUCCCUGUGACUCUGCAUGUCACAUCCGCUCGCUGCUCGGGUUUGUUUAUUCACUUGAAAAUUGCCACCCCCCCCUCCAACCCCGGCAGCUGGAGGAGAGCUGAGCUCACAGCACGCAUUACUACUUGUUAACGAAACCAGCAUCCCCUCCUCCAGCACACACUGCCCCGUCGCAGAGUGGCAGCAGGCACGCAAACUGUUUUGUCUUGAAGAGAAAAGAACUGAAAGUAAACAGAAUGUGACCUUCUGGGGAAGGGAUAACACCGGAGCUGCUGGGGAGGGAUGGUGAUGAGUUGUUCUGGGCUAAAACCACCCUGUUGAGGAGGUAAUCAGGCCUGGCGUGACACACAGCUGUUCUGGGCGAGUGAGCUGAUGGGAUUUAAGCCGAUCACUCCGGAGGCUUUGGGAGCUGUUGUCACUGUGAUGGAGCGGCUGAGGGACCGCAGUGCGGCGAUGUCGGGGGGGCAUCGGGGUCCCCCUGUGCCGCUGUACCCCGUGGGGCUUCAGGAUGGGGUCUGGGGCUGUGAGCUGUGUCCUUGGGUGCUGUUCCUGCUGUCGUUGGAGCAGUUUGGGGGGGGUAGGUGUGGUUUUGGAUGUGCCUCAGUUUCCCUCUGGACACAUCAGGCUCCUCGAGGACUCCUGGCUGUAACUCAGUGCGAUGCGCUCCUAAGGCGAGAUGGAGAAGAGUGAGUUAUCUAUUGCAGUUUGAGUUUAAUAUCCAUAAUCUGCCAUUAAUCAAAACAGGGCUGUAAGAUCCUUACUUAGGCCUAAUCAGUGCAUAAUGGAUUAUCUGCAGCAACUAAUAAAAGGUAAUUAUCUAUGCUUUGCAAGUUCCAAUUACUGUCCUUACAUGAUCAAUUAAUUUCUUGUAGCAGCUCUGCAGGUGCGGGCACUGCUGGUAGGGAUGUGUUCCUUCCCAAAGCAGAAGGAAUGGGACUUUGCACGUGGAAGAAAGCAUCGCCCUGAUAGCAGUCUUCACCCUUCCCGUUGUCACCCGGCUCUUGUCGGGCUGCAGAGUUCUUGGGGUGGCUGAAAGGAGGAGGAGACACUGCAGCGAUGUCUGUGCAGUUGUAGGGAUGGCUUCAAAUGGCAGUGAAUUGAAGCCUGCUCUGUGUCCAUUUGUGACCCAGCGUUGUUGCGGUCUGUGAUUUGGUGUUUGUGGUGAGUGGCAGCUUGGAGGGCUCUAAGAGGAACCCAGAAUGGUGACGGGGGGGUGGUGGGAGGGAGGAGAAUGCAGUUUUGGGCAUGCGGUUGGAGUGAUGCAGCAAAGCUGUCCCCAUGGCAGCAGCUGACCGUUGGCUGCCUCUGACUCAGGUCUCACCUUGUUCCUCCCUUCUCUUCUUUGUGGUUGUUCAUCUUCUGUACUGUGUCUGGGUGAUGCUGCUCACUUGCAGUCCUGGAGCCUUACAGGUGGUGUUAUGGGGACAUGAAGGAUGUGUGACCUCCUCUCAUCCCACGGGGCUGGGACAGGAGUGUGGGGGUCCCCAGCAGUGGGGGUGCCAGGUUGCACAAAGGGCAGAGCAACCAGCAGGACCCAUACCCAGAAAGGAGCAAUCAGGGCAUUUUGGGUUGGCUUCAACCAUUGCAAAGGUCCUCAUGGCACUGCAGAGGAACAGUUGAAACAAGAGUUUGUUUCAAUGCAGAAGUGCAUUGGGAAAAGAGGAUGCAUGGGAUCUUUUGACAGUUUCCAUUGUUUUUUAUCCUCCCCUUCCCUCUAAACACGAAAUUAGUUCAUCAGUGCAAUUUCUUGGGAACAGCCUCAGUUUCAUUGGCAUUUCUGUUUAAAGAGGAAAAAGCAAAGCCACAAAAAACCCCCAAACCCUUUCCCCCAAUCCCAUCUGCUCAAAAAUGGAACUCCCAGCUCUGCUGGUGACUGGGAUGCAGCUGUGCUCAGUUUCCAGCACGGCUGGGGCUGUCCCCAGCUCGCUCAGAGCUGCUCUGUGCGCUGGGGAAGUGUCAGUGCAGGAAUCCUGGAGCAGGAUGGGGCUGUCCCUGCUGCUUGGGCAGGGCUUGGGACAUGGUGGCAAUGGGUGGUGUGAGGUGGUGCUGCAAGCAUCCCGCUUUGGUGGGGUUUGGCAGUGCUGCAGCAGAGGUACGGGGAGCUGGAUGGAGCUUGGCAGCUCCUUCACCUGCAGGGGAAACUGAGGCACACAGAUGACCAAAAUCCCAAGCGAGGAUGCCAAGGAGUGAGACCCAUCCUUUAGCAACACCGCCCUAUGGUGGGAACUUCCCACAGCCUCCUGGCCUCCUCUCCAGCUCUUUGGUUUGGGUUUAGGAGCUGCGGCCACCAGGCUGGCAGUGCGCAGUAGGCAGGAUGUGCUCUGUGUGCUGCUGGUGACUGCAGUGCUGAGCCUCUGCCACCCUCUUCUCCGCCUUUUGUUUCUGUUCCUCUCUUUUUUUGUUCCAUUUUCCCAAGCAAGCCACCACAGGCUCCUUCAAACAUUCCCCCAAGGUUAUUUUCCUGCUUGUCUGCAGUGUGUUUUCACUGCUGAACCUCCCAUUGCCCCAAUCCCAGCCCUGUGCACCAACUUUCUGCUCUUGGCUCUGCCUCUGGAUUUUAAGGACUGAGUCUGGGCAUGCUGAUCCCCACUCAAAACACGUCUGUACCUUUUGAUUCCACCUUUCCCUGGCAGUCGUGGGGCUGGAUCCUGGGGGCCUUGCAGAUGUGAGUCACUGCCUGCAGGCCUGGUGCAUGGUUGGGUGCUGGGUGCAGGGUUAGGUAUAGGGUUAGAGUUGGGUAGGGCUAGGGAUCAGGUUAGGGUUAGCGGUAGGGUUAGUGUUAAGAGUUAGGGAUAGUUGGCUAAUCCUACCCAAACACCCCAAGCCACACAGUCAGACCAAGACACUUCUAGGGCUGUAGGAUCCCCAAAUGCAGCCCUGUGUGAUGGAUGUGUUGAGUAGAGCUGGGGGCAUUCAUGGUGCCAGGCAGUGCUUAGCAUUCGUUGAGCAAUACUUCCAUUUGCACCAAUCAUAGAUGCUAUUUGAUAAAAGCAACCAGCCGAGCCAAACUGAGCCAAUCAACCUUUUUGGCUAGGAUUUGCUCUCUUGGAUUCCCCUACAGCCCAGCAGGUGUAGAAGACCAGAGUACAUCUACAAAUGCCACCCUUGGUGACGUAAAGCUGCUACUGGAUACUGCUUGGCAGUGGGAGAAGCCCAGCAACUGUUUGUGUGGAUUAUGAAGCGUGUGGUUUGGCUUAGGGAGGAUUGCAUGCAGAUAGACACACGUUCUGGGCAAUCUUUGCACUUGUUUGCUUGCUUUGUUUCAAAUGGAAAUGGAAGCCCGUGCUCAGUGGUUGGAUCCUCCCAGCUAAGCAGCUCUGUGCAUACAGAAGUUGGUUAAGGAAGAGAAAGGAUGCUGGACGCAGAGCAACUGCUGUUACUGCAAGCGUUCUCCGACCUUUGUGAACAAAACCACUGGCACUCCUCAGUUUGCUGCUCUGUGCUCAGCCCCUUUUCCAGCACAGUUACUUCCUAAGCCAACAUUGCAGGUUUUAUUACCGCCAAUUAUUAUUUAAAUAGCUCCAGAGGUGUACACAGCACCGUGCAAACACGGGGAGGGCCAAGGUCCUGGCUCAGGGGAAUGGCUGGAAUCGUUCAGAGGGGUGUAGCAGUGGUAGUGAGGGCUGAGGUUGGUGUCAGAGCUGUGAGGCAGAGGGCUGGCUUUGCAUCAGCCCUUGGGAGGGGUCCCUGCGUGGUCGUGCAGCUGAAAUGGGGAUGCUGAUCUUUAGCGAGGUAGGUGAUAGGGGAAGCAUUGGCCCUGCCACACCGGAUUAAGCCAUUGCACCUUCAAAUGCUGCUGUGUGACGUGGGUGAGAAGUGAGGGCUUGGAAAAGAAAAGGGAAAACCAGUCGAGGGCUUGUGCCACCCGGUAAUUCACUGACCCAAUUGUGCACUGCUGUGUGAGGGGAGAGAAAUUCCUUCCUGACCCUUGUGCUAAUCAGCCUAUGCCCUGAAGCAUGAGAUUUGAUUUUCUUUAUCUGGCUUUCUGUAAUUGCAGAUGUCACGAUGGUGCUCCCUGUAUCCCACCCCUCGGAAAUGGCAUCUGCCUCACUUAACUCGAUGGACCUUCCCCUCUGGGGGUUUGUUCCUGACCCCUUUCUGGGAUGAGCAGGGAAGGAGAACGGGUCCCACCCGUUCACUGCUUUUCCCCUACACGUGGUCCUGGUUUUUUCCCCCAUAGCUGUCAGUGUGGGUCAUUCAGCUCCAUAACUCCUGCCUUUCUGCUGGAGGCAGAGAUGGUGCAAAGCCCCCCACAGCCCCCAUUGCCAUGCAGAGAUCUGCGGUGCGUUGCAGCACUGGUACCAUUUGUCCCCAAGCCUGGGUGUUCCUUAGGUGGGAAGGAGGAGGGUGAGGAGCUUUGCUGGAAGGUAAUGCACGGGGAAGUGGAAUCAGACACAGCCUUCAGUCUGAGUGCUCCUCAGGUCAUAAAAAUGACUGAUGAGCACAAGUCAAUAAUGAGGUUACUGUUCUCUGGGCAUGCCAGGCAUGAACCCAUCAGCCUGGGAGAUGCAUUGCCAUGCUGUGCUGGCACCCUCUGCCCUGCAGGGCAUCCCUAUCCCCGUCCCCAUCCUUAUCCCUGCUGGUGCUCUGCUCUGUGCCUUUUGCACAGAGGCACAGGGCAGCGUUUCCGCAGCACCGAAGUGGCUCAGGAGGCCUCGUUUCCUUUUCCAUAGCAAGUCGGGCAUUUCUGGGAAGGAAGCAGCCUUCUCCUUAGAUGGCUGCAGAAUCUUUAGUGUUGCUACUUUGCAAAUGCAGUAGUCAGCACAUAUUGAAAGCACUGCGGUGCAAAACAGACCUUGUCAUUAUUAUUUCUUGUUUCGAUAUGGAUGCGUUUAAUCCCUUUCCAUGUUCAGCGCUGGCUCUGUGAGCUGCCCCACUCUUCGUUUCGGUGACUUCUGUUCUUUUAACCCAAUUCCAGGUGUCACAAACCCUGCUGCACCAUAGGUGUGAGUGGAAGCUCGUGAGCUCCCAAGCGGCACCAUGCAGCAUGGGCUGCCCAGCUUUGUGUUGUCCCCAUGCACACGAGUAACUCCUGCAGCCCCUUUUCUCCAAUGGAUGGGACUGCUGUGGAUGUGCCACACCGCAGCUAUCCCAUUAGACCCAGUACCCAGCAGCUGGGUGCCCUCAAUGGCUCGGGAAGAGCACUGGAGGCACUUCCAUCAUGGAAAGUAGCCCUCAGGCCCCCAGGGAGAGUCGGCUGCUGCACAGAGAGUGCAUGGGGUUAAUGGAGGAUGGGGGUGAUGGAUGCGUGCCAAGAGCUCAUCAGGGGAAAUCGCAUUCCUUCGAGGAAAUCGAUAAUCCGGGGAUGCUUAUGUUGCUAAUUUGCAGUGGGUCGGCUUCAUCACGCCUCCUGGGUGUGCAGAUGUGGGUUGGUGUGAGCAGGGCCCUCAGCUGUACAUUUCAGUGGCCACGCAUGCGUGCAUCACCCGUAGUUCCCAACUGGAAGCGGUGGGGCUGCUCUGAGCUGUUGGCUCUUCCUUUUCCCCGUUAUGAUGUUGGUAGGAACUUCCCAUUCCCACAUUCUCAGUGGUUUGAGAUGUAGCAGAAUGGGGAAUGCAGAGUGUAACCCCAGUUGGACCCAAAUGAGAACUUCUGGCUCCAAGAGCCCUGAGAUCUCAGCAAACCUAACAAGGACCCACAGCUCACCCCAAGACCUAUGUUGCGUGCUUGGAAGGGGUGAAACAGUGUGCUUCCAAGUGGCAAGCUGGCUGGUGGCAUGCAGAGGGACCCACCCCCUGGGCUGCCCCAUUUGGGUUAACAUACAGAAGAAGGGCGGUUGGUACAGAGGGGAUGCUGGGGGUGCUGAGCUCUUUGCUCAGUGGCACUGUUUUUGCUUUUUCCCACUGUUGAAAGGGAAGAAAGCGUGGGAUACUCUGCGUGGGCAUGGCGAGGACCCUGGAAGUGCCACUGGUUUGUCUCUCCCUGCUCCCACCCCACCUGUAUGGGGCACAUCUUGGCGUGCUGCUCGGCUCCGUCGCUGCAAUGCUCGUGUCUCAACCAGGGCUCAGCCCCACAUCCCAUAACACAUGGUGGCACGGGGCCAGGCUCUGUGCUAAUGAGAUGGCUUCAAAUCAGAGUUAAUCAUUUACCAGCCUGAAUGCUAUCGGGCUGUAUCUGAAUUCCUCGCUCCUAUAGAUGCGCUGUCGCGGAUUCGGUUGUCGUGCUCUCGCCAGAAGCUGCUGUGCCAAAUGUUUUGCAACAAAAAACCCCAAACCACAUGAAAGCAGCCGAGUUUCACGUUUCAUUGUAACCCCAAAUUCAGCUUUGCCAAAGGGUUUCAGUCGUUUUACGAACCUUUCCCAUGAACCUUCAGCAAAGGCUGCAGCUUAACCUGUUUCUGAUGAAAAACCAGGUGUGUGACUCCGCUGCUUUUGAACAAAUCCGGAGCUUUGUGCCACGCUGGAGCUUGAGCCCAUUUGUACAGAGCAUUGUGCAUGCUCUAGGAAAGCCAAAUCGCACACACAUCUGGGCCCAAGCUGCAGUUCCCUAUGGGGACACAGCUACCAGAGCAGGCUCAGCACAGCCCCCAGCGAGCUGUGAGUGCCGCUGGGUGUUUUCCAACCCCUGUGUGCACCGUGCUGUGCUUUGGUUUGGUUUUGGAGCCUGCCCACCCAACCUCCAUCACUGUGCAGUGAGUGCCAGUGCUUUGCAUGGGACGUCCCGUAGCAUCCAUCUCAUUGCAUUGCUCACUGCUGUGGCCGCUUUGCUUUGGAGCAGCCAGGGCUGAGCCUGGGCGUUGCUUUAGGAAUAACUGCAAAACUCAGUGCUGUGCAAAGAGCUCAGGGCCGGUGCCGUGCAGGGUGAGAAUUGGGCUCUUUGUGAGCCCAGCCUUGGGCUUGGUGUGUGUUAUUAUAUCCACACGCGGAUUGCUUUUUCGGCAGCGCCGUCUUUCCUUUCUCCAGCAAUUUCCUGAAAUAACGUUAGGGAAAUGUGAAAAUCUUGAACUUUUGAACCUCCCCGGAGGACGUUGUGCAGGGGGUGGGUGGUGGCAGCAGGAGGAGGGGUUGCUGGCCCACUGGCUGCCGUUUAUUUUGGCUAUGGGGCCCUGGGGGUGCAUGGUGGGGGGGGGGGAGGGGGGGCUCACCAGCCCCCAGCCCCACAGAGGAGCCCCUUCUUAAUGGCUGUCCCAUCAGCGGGUUGUGGAGGCAAGGAAGGCAGAGGAAGUUUUCUUUUGCUUGCAGUUGCCGGGAGGAGUAAUGGGUGCCCGGGCUGGGUGCUGAGGGCAGGAGGUGACACACCGGUUGAUGGAUGGGAGUGGGUUUUCAGCUGGGCUUUGGCCGUGGGCAGAGGAAAGGAGAGGGGCAGGGGGGAUACGGAGAGCCUGGAAAGUACUUUUCCCUCUGAUGAACUUCAGAGGCGUAUAAAUCACUGCCAGGCUGCAGCUGCGGAGCAUGUGACGCUGGCAAAUGAAUGUUCCUUCGGAAAAGGGCCUGGCCGCGUGCUCCCUGCUCACCUCUUAAAGGCACAGCCGGGGAGUGUGGGGUGUGGGAAUGGGGCUGGGGGUGCUGUGUGGGCUUAUGGAAGGGAAGAAGGCGUGUAGGGGGUCCUGCAAAGCUCCCCGUGGUGCAAAACUCCAUGUAGUGCAAAGCUCCCUUUGGUGCAAAGCUCUCUGUGCUGCAAUGUUCUUGGUGGUGCUGAGCUCGCCAUGGUGCCAAGCUUGCAGUGAUGCAAAGCUUUCCAUGAUGACAGUGCAGUACCCUUCGUGAUGUAGAGCUCUCCGUGGUGCAAAGCUCUCCACAGUGCCAAGAACUCUAUGGUGCGAAGCUCUCACGGUCCAAAGCUUUCCCUGAUGCUCUCUGUGCUGGGCUCCUGCUCUGCUAGGUGCAGCCAGGAUCAAGGUGCUGCUGAGGACAUCCUGCUCCAAAGUGGCUUGGGUGCACGUGGGAACUUUGGUCUCUGUGUCACAGUGCUGCUGCUGUGCUCUCACUCACCUGGGCUUUUGUGCAUUGCAGGGACUUGCAAAGAACGGAGAUGCAUAAUGUGGGCUCCGGGGCAUGCCAGAAUCUUGCAGUGACAGUCAUUGAGCUGGCAGUGUAGGUGGCAUCACGCUGGGUGCUGGCUGUCUGCUCAGCACAGCGGUUGCCAGAUGCUGGGGCAGAGGGUGGAGGAGCAUCUUCCUCAUGAAGGCACUGUGGGAGGAGAGGAACCCAGCGCUGCAACUACUGCCCAGAGCUGCUGGCACGUGGGAGGGGGAGGGAGCGAGCCCAGCCACCAGCAGAACAGCUAGAGAUGACUCAGUACUUCCAUAGUACCAUUAGGUUUCCGUGCAAGCAGUUGCCUUCGUUGCCAGAAGGCAGUGGUGGGAGCCAUGGGAAGCCAUACUUCCUCACCCGUUGCCCUACUGCUGGGUGGGGGUGGGUUCCCAGUAAAGCCUGAGUGGGAAGUGAGUUUGGAAGAGUGUUUGGAAGGCGCAGUGAGGGUUCUCAGUGGGAGUGCUGAGUGGCUGCACUGCUUUUUGUUACAGUGGGAAAGGAGCUGAGAGGCUGCUGGGGUGUGCUGCAUCUUCAUUCACUGCUUGUUCUCUCAGUGCUGUUUGAUCAGGGAGAGUUGGGCAGGCAGGCAGGGAGGAGAGAGCCCAAACCCAGAGCCCUUUCUGUGGUUUACGUGCCAAAGGAGAUAAGUGAGGAUUUAAAGGGAAGGGAAUAUCUAGUUGAGAUGAACGUGUAACGUGAGCACGGAUCCAAACGGAGAGAUCAUAAAUAGAAUUCCGUGCUGGGAGAAGCAGAGGUUUCUUAACGGGGUGUGCUUUAGUGCUGCUAUUGGAGGCAGCAACAACCUGCCCAGGGAAGGGACAUCUCUGAUGUAUUCUAUUUGUCACUCAGUGCCCAUUUCUCUGGGUGAGACCCUGAGAGGACCCCCCGGACGGGGGGGCUGCUCACCACGUUACCCCUCCAUCUGCUGGGGCUCCUGGGGUGCGAUGCUGGGGGUGCCCAAGGGGUUAACCUGGGGCUGCUCCCUAUCAUGGAAAGGCUCUGGCCCUUCUGUGCAUGAUAGGAACUCUUUUUUUUUUUAAGGGUUAUUCCCCUUCCCAGGCCCUGCCUGUUAUCUGUGGGCUGUCAAAACGCCUGGAAUGCGGAGACCCACUGGACAUUGACCCAGCUCAAUUAGCGAGGCUAUCUGAUUGGACUGCAUGCAGCCUAAUUAGCUUUGGCCUCCAACCAGGAACUGAAACCCAAAUGCGGGCAUAGCAUCCUUCCUUGCAGCUCACCUCUGGAAAGGGUUCUCCAAGCCUGGGAAGAGAGAGCCUUCCCCAACCUGUCCGUCUGUCCAUCUGUUCCUCAUGCCAGCUGAUUCUGGGGACAAGAACCUCAAUUUGGGGAUAAUCUCACUGCUGCCCAGCCCCUGCUGCUGAACCCUGGGGGUCAUGUAAGACCGGAGGCUGCUUUUUUCCCUUGAAAAACAGCACGUGCUGUCUGGUGUCCAGAAGGAACUUGCUCUUACUGAAGGCGCGCUGGCUCUGGCGGCUGCCUUCCCUAUCUCAUCAGGCCUUCCUGCAGCACGUAGGCACCCGGUUCCCAGGCUCCUUGCCCUGGACCUCCUGCUGCAGUGAAUGGGGAUGUGGGGAUGAGGUGAAGGGGUCAGUACGGUGCUGCUGUGGUUUGGGGACAGCAGUGUGGGGACCGGACCCCAUGGUCCUUGGCUUGCUUUGGGUUUCUAGCUUUGGGGGUGCUCAUCAGGCACCCAGAAAUAGCGGUGGGGAAGGACCCCAGGGAACCCCUUGGAGCUGGAGGUGGGCACUUCGAGGAGCCCUGGGAAGUGCUGUUUGUGGGCUGCUCUGAUGUCUUCUGCCCAGAGGCCACCUCUGUGCAUCGCUGUGCUGGCUCUCACCUGGAAGACCCACGCAGUCCCGUCCUUGCCAUCCCCUGUCACAGCUUCCCCUGCUACCCCAAACUGCCUUCAGCUGCUGGAAACCCACUGUGCAGCAUUGCCUUUCAUUGCCCGCAUUGUGACUGGUGGUGUUGCAAUGCCGGCUGCACGUUGGUGGUGAGCACCGGUGCCAGCCGCGUUGGAUCAAUUAAAGCCCAUUAUGCCAAACGAAUGACUGUAAUUAUCUCAAAUCUGGAUUAAUGCACGUGCACAGCAGCGUAACUCAGUCUGUCUGGCUGACGGUGAGCGGGUUGGUGCUGCUGGGAGUUGGGCAGAAGGGCUGCAGGAGUCGCUCCUUAGGAUUUGUCUGAUCCUUGUGGGGAAGAUACUGAGAGCUUUGGGGUCUGGGCAGGGUGGGCAUUCUGUUAAAGGGUUAAGACUGCACCGUGCUCACGUUACCUGCAUGCACCCUCACCUCUGCUGGUGCAAGAUCUGUUUGCAGGAAGGGAGGGGUUGUGCCAAGCCCAGGGCUGGGCAGUGGUGGGAUCAGGAGACCUGGUCUGGGUUUGCCUUGGGUUUGUUGGAUCAAGGUUGGUGUGCAAACUUGCCUUGAGCAGAACCUGACUGCAGCCCCAGCAGUAUCCUUCCCUUUGGCCAUUGGCAAAGCAGUGGAUGCUCAGGAGGAGGCAUUUUUUCACUGUAUCUCCAGCUCUUCCAUUCUCACCUUCCACCCACGUGAAGUCAGAAUGUUUCUCUCUUCCCUGUUGCUGUUUGGCAUUCGGAGGAAGAGCAGUGGGGCAGCUCUUCCUCCAACAAGACGUGUGGGUGGUCAGCCCCAUUUUGGAGAUGGAGCUGCAAGCUCUCAUUAACCAGGACUCUCAGCACUGCUUCCUUGCACUCUUUGUGCUUCCCUGCUCCAUCCCUCACCACGCUCCCCCCCUCUUCAGAGCCCCUGCCUGCUUUGGAGAGGAAGACUUUAGGGCUUGAUGGAGUGGCUUCCCCCAAAGCAUGGAGACAGGAGAGGAGUCCAUGACCCUGCAUGGGAAUGGGAACCCGUGUGCUGGGGAUGGUAGGAAGGGCACUGGGGAUGCUGGGGAUGUUUUGCUGGUGCUGCCCAGCCAUUGCCAUGCAUGCAGCCCCAAACUUCUCCUUUUGCUGCAGCUAGAGCAAGCCUAAUACUUCCCAGUUCCCCUUGCAUCUCUCUGCCUCCUGCUUGGUUUUCCAUCGCUCAGAACGUAGCACCCCCUCAAGGACAAUUAGAUCACUUCCAAUUUGCCCGUAAGCUCAUAAAACUGCAAUUGAAUGUAAUUAAAAGGCCAUAACGAGCUUCAGCAACAUGCGGGACUGCUGCGCUUCUGCUCUCGCCGCUCUGGUUUUGGAGAAAGGGAUGAAGUCAGGGAGGAUGCGAAGGUCAGCGUGGGCAUGGGGGGAUCUUGGAGUCAGAGAAACUUAGGAUGGCCUGGGUUGGAAGGGACUUUAAUGGUCAGCUGAUGAGGGUGAUGAUGAUGAUGAGGAGGAUGAGGAGCCCUCUGCCAGCCCUGCAGCCCCAGCAGCCAGCAGGACCCCGCACCUCUCCUCGCCUAUUCCUGCAGCAGGUUCCCAGCCUGUAAAUCAGGGGCGCUCUGCGAGCCGCUGACAGCAGAACAGAGCUCAUUGUGAGAGCAGGGACAGUGCCGGCCCUUGAGGGAUGAAAUAGGAGCCUGUAAUUUCUCAGGACUGUUGUGACAUCUUUGCACAAGCGUGUGAUUGAGUCACAGUUGCUUUAUCAGCAGAAUCCUUGUUUGCCUGGGUGCGCCCCUCCGCCCCCUCCCCACUCCCCCCCGGCCCCGCCGCAGCGUUCCCCCCUCCCAUAAGGUCACGCUCUCCUCUUGCUCACGCUUCCUGCUUUUGCCUCCUCCACCCAUAGCACUGCUCACAGCGAGGAGGUCUCAGAGCCCGCCCGGGAUAUCUGGGGGAUGCCAACCCUGAAAGUCAGGGUUGUGGGUCCUGUGGUGUGGGGUCAGCAGAACCUAGGGCUCUGGCAGGCGAUGGGGUGCCCGUGGGCUGUGCAUCUGCCUGCAGGGCCCCUGUGGUGCUUUAGGGUGACCCUCCAAAAAUACAAACCUUGGUGAGCCCCUUCCUCACCCUGGCAGGUUGUGCUUCCGUGGGUGGUGGGGGAGGUUUGAUUUCAUCCACAAAGUCGUGUCCAAAGGACAGAGAAGAUUGAGAGGGAUGGAGUGCUUUUGUGCUUCCUGCCCUUGAUAUGUUCAGGAGGAGCGCAGAGGCUGCACAGAGCCGGGGAGUGGGGCUGGGGAUGCGCAGAGUGCCGGGGAAAAGCUGCCCACGGGUGCUGUGAUUUAAUGCUGCAGCCUCAUAAGGCGAAAUGUAGGCUGGAGGCAGCAUCUUGCAUUUGCAGGGUGCGUGCAGAGGGGCUGGGUUGGCAGAGCUGCGCCCUGUAUUGAUGCUGUGAGCCUCCUCUGGCCAAAGAGGAGACCCCGGGGGGACCCACGGCCCCCAAACGUGUCCGCUCCCCAUCUGGCAUCACUGGGCCCAUGGAGGUGGGGGAGAUGCGGGAGCACAGCUGUGUGGCUUUGAGGUUUUAGUUCGGUCAAAGUGAAAACCUGCGGGGAGGGGGAACCCACUGUGAGCAGUGAAACUGAGCUCCUCGUCCUCCCUUGGAGGGAAAGCACCGCGCGGCUGCGGAGAUCGCUCCCCGAGGAGCAAACACAGGCUGUGAUUUCUUAACACCCACAAGGAGAGACAUUUACAUGCGUUCUCCCCUGUGCAGCUUUAGGGAGGGCCUGAAAGAGAAAGGAAAAAAAAAAAAAAAAAAAGAAAUUCAAGUGAUUUUUUAUCUUUUUUUUUUUGGGUGAAACCGCAUGACUUCCUCGUGCCGGGGUUUGGGGGAUGGGCCGCCUCUCCUCGCCGGGCGAAGCGCUGUGGAUGCUGUGCGGUUUGGUGUCUUUGGCCACAGGAUGCUUCUUGCUCCUUGGUCCCAUGGGUGCUGCGCUGCUGAGCGGAGGGAUUCCCGUGGUGUUAAAAAGCAGAGUGUGUUUGGUGCUGUGUGCCGCCCUUGAUUGGCUUCUUCCUCUUGCAGGCUGCGGGCGGAGGUUGCAGAGCUGUGGGGGAGGUGGGUGCGAGCUGGACACGACUUCGGUGCUUGGGAUUGUCACCUCCUUGGAGGUGGCGGGAUGGGACCUCGUGCCAUGCCUGCUUGCAGGAUGGGGACCUUGCUGUGCUGGUGCAAAUCCAAAGCAAACUCACUCCAGGCUGGGGGCUGUUGAGUACCAUGCAUUGCAAACAUGCUCUUUUCCCUGGAUUCUUUCAUCAGGGACCAAAGUGAGGACCUGACCUCUGGCGGUCACCACUCCCAUGGCAGUUUCCAGGUGAAAGCUGGGGUCGAACCCUUGGGUCCUACCAUGCCACAGGGUGGGCACUCAUCUCUGCACAGCUGUCCCUUGGGGGAAAGCCUGCUGGGGGGACUGCUGUGCUGCUUUUGAGGCAUGAGAGAAAACGGGCAGUGAUUUUCACUGCUUAGGGAAGCUCUCCACCUGCAGAGUCACCAAGAGAAGCAAGGAGCGCUCGGCGUGUUGCAUUGCAUGGUGGAUUCACACGCAUUUGGCUGCGGGAGCUUUGCACGUGGCCAACCCCAGCGUUCCCCCUGGGAGCAGAGCAGAGCAGGAGCAGCAUUCCGACAGCCCCAUCCCUGCUGCCUGUCCUGACCCCCUCCAGACACGGCCCUGCAGCGUAAGGACUGCACUCCGGAAGGGAGCGGCUUCCCAAAUUUAGAAUUUCCUGCAGUGCAAUACCCAGAAUUGAUCUGCGUGCUGAUUACGGAGGAAGAGGUGCUGAGAGAGGAAAAAAAAAAAAAAAAAUUAAGAAGAAGAAAGAAAAUAAAAAAGCAAAUAGCGGAAGCGUGGGGGUGCAGGCGCCGUGCUGGGGCUGCUCGGCUGUGCCACCAUCCGCAGGGCAGCGUGGGUGCUGGGGGCUGGAGAUGGGCUUUGGGGCUUCUCCCCUGCCAGCAGCACAGUGAGCUCCCGGAUAGACCAGAAAAGGGUUUCCAGCAGAGCUAGGUCAUUGUAGUUUUACUGGCAAAGCCUCUUAAGCAUCAAUGAAGAUUAUACUGGUGAAAGCUUAUGCUGGUACAGUUUAUUCUGGUACAAAUGAGCUAUCCUGGGAAAAAAAAAAAAAAUCACCCCUGUGCUGUUGUAAUUGUUUCUGCUCUGGUCUAGAAGCGUUAAAAUCACAGCCUGUGGUAUUGCUGUGUCAGCAGCUGAUGGGCUGCCUGGGGCUCACCGGGCAGAGCAGCACUGCUUGGCUGAGAAAUGCAGCUCUGGUGGUGAAUGCAGGUGCUGAAUGCAAAGGGGAAGUGAUGCAAGGGCUGCUGGCUUGCUCAGGUGCUUCAGAAGACCUGGGGGCUGACAGCUGUGUCCCGCAGGUGACAGUGAUACAAUUGGGAGCUUUGGGCUUUUGGCCCUGGGAGUGCCAAAGGGGAUGGAAAAUCGUGGUGCAAAGCUGCAGAGGGGCAUUUUGUGCUUGUCUGCUCUGCUCUGAGGACCUCGUGUAGCUGGGUGAGAAUGGAGCCAAAUGUUUUAUAACGAUGUUUUCUUAUUGAAAACUAAUGAUAGUUAAUAAACGCUGCUUGGCACAAAGCCAUCAGGCCAAAAAAGAAACAAAACCAAGGAAGGUUGAUUCAGCAGCUGAGACACUGCCUGGGGUCUUGCCAUGCCCAGGAACUAUUCCCAGCUUUGGCUUUGGUUUCUUGCAUGACCUUGGGAAGAUGGUGGGGCUGUGCCAUCAUGGUGCUGCACCACUGCAGGCAAAACCAGGCAUCGUGGGGCUCUUGUAUGCCUUACUUUCUCCAACCAGGUACUGUGCACCCAUCCUGGGCUCUUCUGUGCCAUGGUUCCUCCAACCAGGCUCUUCCAUGCAUUGCUUUCCCCAACCAUGAAACCGUGAUAGUGGCACCCAACGGAUGCCCUGCAAGAGUGAUGAGCACAGUGGGCCAAAAAACCCCAACCUCUUGCAGGAUGAGGCUCCUGCUCGUGUGGUUGGGUCAGAACCCACCAGCUCUGCUCUGUGCAAUGCUUUAUGCUGGGACAUGUGGAGCAGAGCCCAUAGUGCGUGCAUGGCUCUGCGUGGCUGCUGCAUUCCCCACACCACAUGGCCCUGCCCUCUGCGUUCACAUCUUUGGAAGAGUAUCCCUGUGGAUUCUGUGGCUUGCAGGUUCAUAGUUUAGAGAGAGAAAAGAGCUUUGCUGCACGUUCUUCAGCUGCUGAGCAUCUCUGGGUUCCCUCUCCCUGCUGCCAUGGGGCAUCUUAUAGGAUAUAUAGAGGUCGUUGUGUUUGAACAAAGGACACACAGAGAAAAUAGCUGCAAUUUAUGGGUGCGGCAAGAGGGGAAAUGCUUUGAGAGCUGCUUUUUUUUUCCUUCUUUUUUUGUGUUUAGGAACAGACACGGAGUUUAUUUUGGUCAGGAGGCAGUCACACACAGUGGCUUUAAAUGGCAAAAGGACGCAAGAAAAGUGAACCUCCUCACGCUGCUUGAACUGAAGCAGCCUUUGGGAAGUGACCUCCCUGGUUUGCUUAGCCUUAAGACGUAUCCUUCGGUGUAGGUGUUUAUUUGCUUGGAGUUGUUUAUUUGAAGGACAUUUCCUCAAUCUGGGUGUUAGGGUUUCAACACAGAGAGAUGAGCACGUUGGGCUGUGCUUGGAGGACAGCUCGUCCCAGGGCUCCCUGUUUCCUUAUAGCCGGCUGAGAUCCGGGGUGAGCACGCUCUGCCUGUGCCAGAGGCAAACGUUUCCUUCUUGCUCGUUUGGGAUCUCUGCAGACAAGGAAGCGUUUGGGGAGGAGUGGAAACUUCCUGGUGCUUUCGAGCCACGUUGCUUCCGUGUGCAUGGCUUUGGGUGCAAGCACACCCCAGCACGUCGCUGUGCCUACACGUGGCUUCUCCCCCAUUUGAGUCUUCAGCACAAAGUAAACAGGAUGGGUGCGGGGUGCCGGGGAGCUCUGUGCCCUGGGGUGGUUAUUUCAGGAGAGGGGCCGGGACAGUGGGUCAGGCCCACACGUGCUUUGCUCUCUGACGUGCUGCAGUCGGCACGGGCUGCUCGCCAGUAACCUGCCUGCGACCUCCCUUCGGCUGCGCCUGACGUUCCCAGGACCUGCUCGUUGGAGGCAGGGCUGAUGCGCUUCCUUCGCCCCACUGCCAGCACGAGGGCCCUGUUCCCCUACGCUGCUUCAGGGCUGUGGGCCCCGUGCGUCCUCGGUUGUGGUUUGAGACAUCCCCCAUCCAUCGCCUUGGUCCUCAAUCUGGGACAUCUCCAUCCCCAUCCAUCACUUUGGACCCCAGCUGCUGCGGUUUUUGGGGCUCUUCCAGAGCAGGGCUCCGUGCCCAGAUGCACAGCCUGCUGCAGGAUAAACACCUUUUGCUCUGAGCGCCCUGAGAGUGAAGGACAGGAGGGUGAUAAGGCACAGCCCUCAUCCCGUGCCUUUGGAGCACGUCGUGAUGCCAAGCCCUACUCCAACCCCUUUAAAAAAGCCAAAAAGCAGAGAACUGGGAAGCAGAGUCCCAAAGCCUCGAGGAAUGUCCUGAGGUUCCUAUUGUGCAGCAUUCAUGUCACUCAUCCGCAGAUGACGCGGUGGCUGGUGGUUAUUUUAAGGCAACAUCCUGCGGGAGCCAACAAGAGGCCAAGACCUCAGGGAGCACACGGGGAUGUGUGCCAGGGCUGGGCUAUGCCAUCGGUGGUGGCGUUGGGUUGGAGCAUGGGCUCAGGGCAUGCAUACCCUCUGUGUGUCUGAGGUGGGAUGCUGGGUGCAGUGGUGUGAUGCUGGGUAUGGUUUUGCAAGAGGAGCAUCGCAGUCUUCCUGAGGGUCUACACUUCCCUGUGGUGGGGUUUCCUCGCUUACUUGGUGCUCUCUGGGGGAGCUGGCUGGGGCUGGGCUCACGGUGGGUUUGUCAGGCACGUUUCCCACUGUGCAGUGCUUCCGUUGCUUAAAAUCCUUCUGGUCUGUAUCUGUUUGGCAAGAGAUGUGUUUAGAGGCAGCAGACUUGCUUGCAGCUUCUCCCCCCCCCCAUCCCUAGAGCCAUGGAAUUGCAGUGAUGAGACGGAGCCUUGCUGCCCUUACACCAUUUCUACGUGCCCAUAGGGGCAAGAAGUGGGACUGGGGAGACACCUGACCCCAUGCAGAUUUCUCAAACCAAGUCAAUUCCACAUCCCUGAACUCCCCGACGAGCCGAGGCCCCAUGGCCACCCCAUCCCUGCACCCGUCCAUCGGGCCGGGCAUCGGCUCCUCGCUGGGCUCCCCGGGCCAGCUGCACUCACCCAUCAGCACCCUGAGCUCACCCAUCAAUGGCAUGGGGCCACCCUUCUCCGUCAUCAGCUCCCCCAUGGGCCCACACUCGAUGUCUGUCCCCUCCACGCCCAGCCUGGGAUUCGGCACCAGCAGCCCACAGCUCAACUCACCCAUGAACCCCGUCAGCAGCUCAGAAGACAUCAAGCCACCCCUGGGGCUCAAUGGAGUCCUCAAAGUGCCAGCACAUCCCUCAGGAACAAUGGCCUCCUUCACCAAGCACAUAUGUGCCAUCUGCGGGGACAGAUCUUCAGGUAAACAUUAUGGGGUGUACAGCUGCGAGGGCUGCAAAGGCUUCUUCAAACGCACGGUGAGGAAGGACCUGACCUACACCUGCCGUGACAACAAGGACUGCUUGAUCGACAAGCGCCAGCGCAACCGCUGCCAGUACUGCCGCUACCAGAAGUGUCUUGCCAUGGGGAUGAAGAGGGAAGCUGUGCAGGAGGAGAGGCAGCGGGGGAAGGACCGCAACGAGAACGAGGUGGAGUCCACAAGUAGCGCCAACGAGGACAUGCCCGUGGAGAAGAUCCUGGAAGCAGAACUCGCUGUGGAGCCAAAGACAGAGACGUACAUUGAGGCAAACAUGGGCCUGACGCCGAGCUCGCCCAACGACCCGGUGACGAACAUUUGCCAGGCGGCCGACAAGCAGCUCUUCACCUUGGUGGAGUGGGCCAAGAGGAUCCCCCAUUUCUCAGAGCUGCCCCUGGAUGACCAGGUCAUCCUGCUGCGAGCAGGGUGGAAUGAGCUCCUCAUCGCCUCCUUCUCCCACCGCUCCAUAGCUGUGAAGGAUGGGAUCCUGCUGGCCACGGGGCUGCACGUGCACCGCAACAGCGCGCACAGCGCCGGCGUCGGGGCCAUCUUUGACAGAGUACUGACAGAACUCGUGUCGAAGAUGCGAGACAUGCAGAUGGACAAGACAGAGCUGGGCUGCCUGCGAGCCAUCGUCCUCUUCAACCCCGACUCAAAAGGUCUCUCCAACCCGGCUGAAGUGGAGGCGUUACGGGAGAAGGUGUACGCAUCGCUGGAGGCGUAUUGCAAGCACAAAUAUCCCGACCAGCCCGGGAGGUUCGCCAAGCUCCUGCUCCGCCUGCCAGCCCUACGGUCCAUCGGCCUCAAAUGCCUGGAGCACCUCUUCUUCUUCAAGCUAAUAGGCGACACGCCGAUCGACACCUUCUUGAUGGAAAUGCUGGAAGCACCCCAUCAAAUGACUUAGAGAACUGCCGCUGGCUCAGUCCCUCACCCAGCCAGGGCCACGCGGGCUCCGUCCUCUGCUUCCUCCUCCUCAGCCCCAGCCCCCUUCCCUCUGCUCCCCAAAUGCUGGAGGCACCGUCCGAGCUUCUCCGCCUGGUCCCCGGGGCGAACCCGCACCUCCUUGCCGCCUCCUCACGUUGACCCUUCUGUCCGUUCGCUGUCACUGCUGCAUCUAAAGACCUCUGAUGGCUGUUUCCCCCCUGCGGUAGAUGUAGAGGAGUGGGGACAGAGCGCUUCGCAUCAGUGCCGGGUGGCACAUGGCAUGGGAGCAGGGACGGUCCCGUCCCAUCCCGGCCCCGCAGUGGGCUUUGGACGAGUCAAGGGAGCGGUUCGGCUCGCCGUGAUUGCAGCUGGCUAUUUUCAGAGGAUGGAGGUUGUUUUUGGUUUUUUUUUGGUGGUGUUUUGUUGGUUUUUUUUUUUUUUGGUUUUUUUUUUUUUUGAACAAGAGAAGAGGAAAAAAAAAAAAAAGAAAAAAGAAAAAGAUUCUAUUUUUGGUUUCUAACUAUUCUUAGUAGUCUCAGCAGUUCCUUCGCGAAGGGAGAGGCUGUGGGGAGGGGUGGCCCUCGCUGGGCCCUACCAGUGAGUCACCGUGGCUGCACAGAGCCUCCUCCUCCCUCAAAGCAAAGGGUUUGGGACUGAGCCCGAUCCCCUCUGAACACCAGGUGACACCAGGAUGCCCUGUCCCCCCCUCUGCUGUCCCCGGUGAUGCUGCUCCUCUUGGACACGCGGUGCUGGAGUGUUUGCUUUAAGGCUGCCGGGGAUGUGGUUCCACCUUUCUGCAGCUCGUGGGGGGUCCCGCUGGGCCCCCUGCCCUUAUUGCUGUGCCCAACGUCCUGGCACAGCCUUGCAGGAGCUGCCUUAUUGCAGGAGCCGUCGUGCUGGAGCAGCAGGAGCUGGUGGCUCAGCAGUGCUCCUGCUGGAUUCUGUAUUCGUGGAGGGGCAUUUCCAGCCAGAAGGUGGGGCUCAGCAAAAUGCCCCACGUGCGGACUGUGGGGAGCAGCAGCCCUGCAACCACCAGCAGGCCGUGCAUGGUGUUUCAGCAGCUAUGGUGCAAGGCACUGCAAGGCAGCAGUUAGUGGGAGCUCUCAGCCGUGCUGCUCCCUGGGGGUGUUCAUUGGCAAUGAUGCAGGAAUGGGGUUCGCCAUCCCUGAAUAUCCCUCAUUGGAAUGGUGGAGCAGCUGUGCCAUUCACCUCACCCUCUUGCAUUAACCAGGUGAAAAAAAUGAGUGAGGAAAUCAGAGCAAAGUCUCUCAUUGGGGGUUUCUCCCUCCAUAACAGGACUGAGUGUCCCGAACACGCCAUGGGUUGGGGGGAACUAAGGCUGAGUGCCUGCAGUUGGCCCUGGACUGAGGGCUUCCCCAUGGCUUUCAUGUCUGCUGUGCUUUAAAACAGCAAAGUGUUUGGUCCCAAAGAGAAUGCAAUCUCCUGCGGAGCCCCUGACCAGCUGCUGUGUGCCUGGGGAACGCAGUUGGCACCUGCCUGUCCUCAUCCCACUGGCAGCUCAAGUCCCAUCUCCAUCCCCAUUGGGCCAUCUCCUUGCUAGAGAAGCACUCAGGAUUUCAGGUCUGGCCCAAAAUGGCAAAUCCACAGAGGUGGGCAAAGUCAUUUGGCCAUCUUUCUCCAGCAGCCUGCAUGCCGCUGAAAAUAUUAGUAAACAGCUUCACCCUGGAAGAAUUUGCCAAGAAAACAAGGAGAGAGAAAUGAGAUGUAGUGGGGGUGCCAGGAAACAGGGCUGCUCAGUGCCAGCACAGCGUGAGGCCGGGGGCUGGCAGCAGUGGGGUCAGGGUGUGCUGGGGGUCGGUCGGCUGUGCACUAUAAUAAACCCAGACCCUUGUUUGUCUCCCUUGGGUAGAACCACUUCUUUUUUGUUUUUUGUUUUUUUGUUUUAAUGAUUGACUGCUUGGAAGGGGCUGUUUUGGUUUGCACUGUUGGGCGGCCGAGCGUGUGCCCCCAUCCCUCCCCAUCCCAUUCCCUCCCCAUCCUUUUCCAUCCCAUCCAUCAUAUCCAUCCCAUUCAUCGUAUCCAUCCCAUCUCUUCAAUCCCAUCCCAUCUAACCGUAUCCCAUCCACCCAGUCACAUACCUUCACCUUCACCCCAUCGCAUCCCACCCCUUCUAUUCCAUCCCAUUUCAUCCAUUUCAUUUCAUCCCAUUCCAUCCUUCCCAUCCUACCCCACCCUGUCCCAUCCAUCUCAUUCAUCCCAUCACAUCCUUCACACCCCACCCUCUCCCAUCCAUCUCAUUCAUCCCAUCACAUCCUUCACACCCCACCCUCUCCCAUCUAUCUCAUUCAUCCCAUCCUGUCCCAUUCAUCCCUUUCCAUCCCCCCCGGUUACUGUUUGACCCAAACAAACACAAAUGCUGUGAGCAAUGGGCUGCCCUCAGCAUACAGCAGGGCGCAAACCCCCCAUGCUGGGGUUCCCAACCAGGACACAUCUCCGUGCCUCAGUUUCCCCGGAGCAGAGCAUUGCUGGGAUUCCUGCCUUUUGCAGAGGAGGUGGAAAGGCUGAGCGUUGUCCUGGUGUUGAGGGAGCUCCCACCUUGCUGUAAAUCAGCACAGCUCUCUGUUUCACAGCAGCAGCCUUCUGGGGCUCAGCCCCCAGAGAUGAGCCCUGAUCCCCCAUCCAGGGCCGCCAAGGCAGCCGUCCCCAGCAGGAUGAGCUCCCGUGCCCCGCUGUCACCUGCCACAGCAGCCUUAAAGCAACCUGCUCUUGCAUGAGUUUGGCUCUUUCAUCUGUAUUCUUUUCCACUUUUUGGCUUUUUUUCCCCCCUCAUUGUAGUUAUUCUGACUGUAUUACGUGCUUGUUUGAGGAGGUGAUACAUGGGUAAAAGAAAGGAGAAAAAAAAGGCACAUUAUGCGCUAGCGAGGUAGGACUUUCAUUUAACCAGAUCUUAGUACUCUUGCCAACAUCUGGUUUCCAUUAGGGUGAUUAUUUUCUAUUUGUGUUUUUUUGUUUUUUUUUUUAAAUAUAUAUAUAUUUUUAAUUUCUUUUUAUCGUUGGUGGGACAAUCUUUAAUUUUCUAAAGAUAGCACAAACAUCAGCUUUUCAGCCCCGACCACCCGGGCUCCAAGGCGAUGCUGUCCCCAUCAGACACCGCCGCGCACGGCCCGCGCUCAUCCAUCCAUACGUGCGUGUGUAUACAUGUAUGUACUGUAGAUAUGUACACUGUACAAAUAGCCUCACUCACAUAUACAUAUAUUAUACCUGUAGCAAUGACAGACUUUUUUUUUUCUGGUGUUGUUUUAAGUCGAUUUCCCCCCCCCUCCCCCUCCAUGUGUUAAUUUUGCGAGUCCUUUUAUGCGCGCGCCCCUUUCCCCAUUGGCACACGCCAAAUUUGGGUCCUUACAGCUCGCGACAAAGGAGAUGCAUCUAUUUUAAGAUGCCUUUUUGUUUCUGUUUCGUUCUGUUGGUUCUUUCUGGUGUUGUUUUUGGUUGUUUUCCCCCCUUCGGAGCAGCAGGUGGUGGUGAGGAAAAAUAGCUUUAGCCGUUCCCGAUGCUUAGCGAUGGAUGCCUUGGCUAUGGGGGUUGCAUAGCUGAAAUAAACUAAAAUAAAACACAUUAAAAUUUAGAAUAACAAAGGAAAAAGAAAAAAAAGAGGAAAGAUAAGGAAAAAAAAAUAUCUAAAGCCUCAAUAAAAGUAAAAAAAGAAAAAAAAAAGAAAAAAAAAAGAAAAAAAUCUAUUUUUGUACAAAUGUAAUUUUAUCCCUGACAUAUCCUUGGAUAUUUUUUUUUUUUUUUUCCUGGAUUGUUUGGUUUCUUCUACAGAGGUUGUUAUAAACGCUGUCUCUGUUUCGCUCUCCUUCUCCCUCUCUCUUUCUCUCUGUACGUGUCCGGCCGCGGGGACAGUGCUCAUAGGGGAGGGAGGAACUUCUGACCGUGUUAUAAAGGCUUUAUAUGAGAUGUCUUUUUUGGAA
Gallus gallus (chicken) is the source of this 28211-nucleotide messenger RNA. RefSeq names its product retinoid X receptor alpha (gene RXRA). The coding region runs from base 22940 to 24259 and encodes 439 amino acids. Gene Ontology annotation, cellular component: RNA polymerase II transcription regulator complex; nucleus. The transcript has 10 exons. Lineage: Eukaryota; Metazoa; Chordata; Aves; Galliformes; Phasianidae. Gene Ontology annotation, molecular function: nuclear receptor activity; retinoic acid-responsive element binding; zinc ion binding. The record is from RefSeq and is a predicted model, not a curated record. Gene Ontology annotation, biological process: response to retinoic acid; cell differentiation; negative regulation of transcription by RNA polymerase II.